ACUUUUUAUAUUUUUACACUUUUAUAUUUGUUACACAUUUUUCUGUUACACAUUUUCUUUUUUUACUCUUUCCUCUUUUAUGUAAGACAGUCGUAAAAAGCAUUUCACUACAUGUCGUACUGUGUAUGAUUUCGUAUGUGACAAAUAACUGUUAUCAGGGGUGUGUUUGUAUGUUUGUCAUACAGAGAGAAAGGGUUGCAACAGGGUAAUUAUUAAAUGGUGCUAAACCUAUUAUUAAAUAGUACUUAUCUGCCUAAAUUUUAUACACAUUUAUUACUUUCGAUUGGAACUCUGCUGAAUGUGGUGGGUGUGACAACAUUGAGUCACCUGUGAUUUUUAAUGUGUGAAGAAUACAGGGCCUGAUAUGAUCUUCUGCUAUUGGAGCCCAUAUGGCUCAUUUCUACAUUCUCAGUUAUAUGAAUUAACCUAGUGUUCCUCAACCUCUUUCAUCAACAAGCUCCUGACUUAGGGCUGCUGCUGACUGGAUGUUUUGUUUUUCUAUGUAAAAUCUAGAGAAAAUCUCAGGGAAUUGGUUUCUGAAAUACACUGUCACUGAGAUCAUGCAGAACAGAAGCACAACUGUGCAUAUAUUCAGUCACUCUGUCAAAGCAUCUUAAAACUCACAUACACUCAUUCUCAGUGGACUUGAUAAUUUGCAGCUGAAAAAUCUUAAAUAGAAAGAAAGAACCGAAUCAAACUGUUUGUGGCAUGUAAUAUAGAAAUAUUUCAUUUCUAUACUAGAGGAAAGAAUAUACAGUAUAGUAUAGAGGAUAUACAGUAGGCUGUAGGAUGGUGUUUUCAGGGUGAAUGACAUUUGUAUGUAAAAUAGUUUUCAUCUUGGUGUUAUUUCAUAGUGUUAAUGUCUACGUAAUUGUUGUAACUAAUGUAGAAAAUACUAAUAAAACAAGCGAAGAGGUGCAAACUGUGGCACCAAUGUGGUUAAUAUCUAGGCCUGGAAGCCAUUUGCAUAUUUAAAUUAAUACCACUGAAAGGCAGAUGUUAUAUUUUUGUAAGCCAAUUUCUGCCAUAUUUCUGCCAUAAACAAAAUCAAUAGUUUACAUUCCUGAAAACAAGGUCUUAAUAUUUAAAAUAGCAAAUGAAUUUUUGUACUAAUUAAAAAGCAAUAACUUCAUGAUCAACCUCAAACAUUCAUAAGCUUCAAAUAAAAUAAUUAAAACAUAUUUCAUUAUUUUAAACACAUUCAUAAACCCAGACCCUACACUUACUACGUUGUUGUUUCGGCUGCUCCCUAUGUGUGUGAGGGGUCGCCACAGCGGACCAACUGGUCUGCACAACAACUUGGCACAGGUUUUACGCCGGAUGCCCUUCCUGAUGCAACCCUCCCAUUUUAUCCGGGCUGAGGACCGGCACUGCAUCCAGUGGCUGGGAAUCAAACCCAGGCCUUCCGCAUGGUAGGCGAGAAACCUACCACUGAGCCACCAGCACCCUCUACACUUACUACAUUAUGUAGCCAAAAUAUUUUUUGCUUAUGGACAGGUUUAGUCGGUACAUUUUAUAAAUUCAGUCAGGAGUCAGAUGUCUGUGACAUGGCUAUAUAGGCUUCAAUAUUUACAGAGAUGUUAAAACAAGGAAAUACUGAAACUCAUAAGAGGGUUAAUGUGAAUAUUUAUGUUAUUAUAUUUAAUGUCAAUAUAUAAUAAUUGUACCAUUUUCACUCAUUAUCCUUUAAUCAUCAAGUGAACUUGAAUUAUUUUCACUUUCUAUUUUCAUGAAAUGCCUCCAUUUGUAAGAAUGCAGAAAAAGAAAAUAGCCCAGGGGGAGGAGCCUCCAAUGGAUGCUAUAAAACUGGCAGUACUGAAAGCUGCAGUAGAUCUGUGCAACCAUAAACCUAAGUAUUUUUUUUUUUUCAAAUUACAUUUUCCAGUGCAAAAAUUGAUUAUAUUACAAAAGGAUCUCUCAAAUUGACCUCAUAAAGAAGAGAUAUACACUAUAUUGCCAAAAGUAUUCGCUCACCCAUCCAAAUAAUCAGAAUCAGGUGUUCCAAUCACUUCCAUGGCCACAGGUGUAUAAAAUCAAGCACCUAGGCAUGCAGACUGUUUUUACAAACAUUUGUGAAAGAAUGGGUCGCUCUCAGGAGCUCAGUGAAUUCCAGCGUGGAACUGUGAUAGGAUGCCACCUGUGCAACAAAUCCAGUCGUGAAAUUUCCUCGCUCCUAAAUAUUCCACAGUCAACUGUCAGCUGUAUUAUAAGAACGUGGAAGUGUUUGGGAACAACAGCAACUCAGCCACGAAGUGGUAGGCCACGUAAACUGACGGAGUGGGGUCAGCGGAUGCUGAGGUGCAUAGUUUGAAGAGGUCGCCAACUUUCUGCAGAGUCAAUCGCUACAGACCUCCAAACUUCAUGUGGCCUUCAGAUUAGCUCAAGAACAGUGUGCAGAGAGCUUCAUGGAAUGGGUUUCCAUGGCCGAGCAGCUGCAUCCAAGCCAUACAUCACCAAGUGCAAUGCAAAGUGUCGGAUGCAGUGGUGUAAAGCACGCCGCCACUGGACUCUAGAGCAGUGGAGACGCAUUCUCUGGAGUGACGAAUCGCGCUUCUCCAUCUGGCAAUCUGAUGGACGGGUCUGGGUUUGGUGGUUGCCAGGAGAACGGUACUUGUCUGACUGCAUUGUGCCAAGUGUAAAGUUUGGUGGAGGGGGGAUUAUGGUGUGGGGUUGUUUUCAGGAGCUGGGCUUGGCCCCUUAGUUCCAGUGAAAGGAACUCUGAAUGCUUCAGCAUACCAAGACAUUUUGGACAAUUCCAUGCUCCCAACUUUGUGGGAACAGUUUGGAGCUGGCCCCUUCCUCUUCCAACAUGACUGUGCACCAGUGCACAAAGCAAGGUCCAUAAAGACAUGGAUGACAGAGUCUGGUGUGGAUGAACUUGACUGGCCUGCACAGAGUCCUGACCUCAACCCGAUAGAACACCUUUGGGAUGAAUUAGAGCGGAGACUGAGAGCCAGGCCUUCUCGUCCAACAUCAGUGUGUGACCUCACAAAUGCGCUUCUGGAAGAAUGGUCAAAAAUUCCCAUAAACACACUCCUAAACCUUGUGGACAGCCUUCCCAGAAGAGUUGAAGCUGUUAUAGCUGCAAAGGGUGGACCGACGUCAUAUUGAACCCUAUGGAUUAGGAAUGGGAUGUCACUUAAGUUCAUAUGCGAGUCAAGGCAGGUGAGCGAAUACUUUUGGCAAUAUAGUGUAUAUUAAUUUCAGUUAGAUUAUUAUUAUUUUUUUAUCAGGAUUUUUUAACAGAAUUAAAUUCAGUUGGAUGAAAUGGGAGGAGGAGAAUCCAAAUUACCUCCACAACCCGAAUUUGACAAACCAUGGAGGACCAUGCCUUGGGAGAAAAAAGACACUUUAGUAGAGAAACUCUACUAGAAAUGAAAGUCUACUAGAGAAAUGAAAUUUAAGCUGUGCACUCCUGAUGUUAAAUAUGUCAGGAUUCUGGUCAUUGGACUAGUUGGAGCAGGAAAGUCCAGCUUUAUAAAUUCAGUCAAUAAUGCUUUCCAAGAGAAAAUCACCUCUGGAGCAGUUGCUGGUACAUGUGGAACAAGUUUCACAAAAGCUUUUACCUGAUGGUGUUGUUGUUGCUGAGGACACACCCCAGUGGGUGUGUGGAUGUAAUUUGAAGAAUGAGUCACACACUGAAGAUAUAAAUGUUUAUCAGUAGGAACAGUGUUGACCACAGACUCCCAUCAUCAGAUCUGUUUAAUUUAAUUUUGAUAACAUGGGAGGUUUAAAGUCCAUACCUUCUAGUGAUACACAACCCUCAGAACUAAAUAAUGAAUUUGAUAAGGAAUGGAGGAAAAUGCCUUGGGGAAAAAACUGUGAGAUUGAACAGAAACUGAGGGACUUCAAGCUCAAACACCCAAGUGUUCGGUUUGUCAGGAUUCUGCUUAUCGGUGAUGCUGGAGCAGGAAAGUCCAGCUUUAUAAACUCAGUCAAUAAUGUUUUCCAAAAACGAAUCACAUCUGAUGCUCUUACUAAUACAACCGGUGGAAAGAGUUUUACAAAAACUUACCAAACCUAUUACAUUGAAGGAAAGGAUGGAUCCCAUUUGCCUUUUGCAUUCAAUGAUGUCAUGGGGCUUGAAGAAAGAGAAUCUGGUGCAAGUUCACACGACAUCAUCAAAGCCUUAAGUGGCUUACUUCAGGAUGGAUUCAAUUUUGAUCUUACAUCAUCUAAGUCUAUGAAGGAUCCUGGCUACAGAAACAACCCAAGUCUUGAGGAUGAACCCUGUUGCCUGGUCAACAUUAUUGAUGCAAACUCCAUAUCAAGGAUGGAAAUUGGGGUCAUUAAUAAGAUGAACAAAAUCCGUGAGGCAGCUUCAAAACUGAACAUGCGUCAAGUAAUCAUCAUGACAAAACCAGAUUUAGCAUGUCCACUGGUUCACCAGGACAUAAGGAAGAUCUACACCAGCAAGAAGAUCAAAGAGAAGAUGCAGGAGUGUAGUAAUCUGCUGGGGAUUCCUAUGAAUCACGUCUUCCCUGUGAAGAACUACCAUGAGGAGAUAGACCCAGAUGAUGACAUGGAUCUUCUGAUUCUCAAGGCACUUGAUCAGAUUGUGCACAUCGCUGCUGACAAGUUUAAGGAACAAUCCUUUAAAUCUGGUGACAAACCUGAGUAAAGUCUCAGAUCUCAAUGUCUCAAUAAGAUUAGUAUGACACAAAGUGCUUCAGUAAACAUUUAAAAAUAUAUAUUAGGAUUACAGCUAUUACUAAAUGGAGAAAGGUACCAAGUGUGUAUUGCUAAAAUAUGUGUAAUCUUCUAUCUUUAUGAAUUAUAUUAGAUUAUGCUACUUUACUUAAAGUUAAAAUAAGAUUUCUUUAAGGUUUCACUAAUGUUAAUAACCCAUAAAUGUAACAGUCUGAGUCACGUGAACUCAGUUUUCAAACCUGCAGUCUUGCUGAUCACCCAUUGGAUAAUCAGAAAAACAGGUAUAUUGCAUUGCAUUUUUAUAUCUUUUUGCAGCAUAAAACAUAAAAUAUAUGUAAAAAUAUAUGUAAAGUAGAUGGCUGAAAUAAACAACAUAUUGUCUACUUUUGAGGAUUUUUUAAGAUUUUAGCUGAUUACUAAUUGUCUAUACUAAAUGAAUAAAAUGUACCUUAGGUGUUAAAACCCUUUCAGUAAAUAAAGGUGUUUCACGAGGUUUGGAAAAAUGUCAGGAAAUGUAUUUAAAUAUUUAAAAAGUUAAUUAUCUUGUUAAAUUAUAUAAUGCCUAAUAUAUAGUUACUGAGAGAUUGUAACUGAAAAGCCUAAAUAUACAAGGACUUACUGUGGAAUACUGCUCUUAUUUUGUGAAUAAAUU
Molecule: messenger RNA, 5302 nt
Organism: Hemibagrus wyckioides
Lineage: Eukaryota; Metazoa; Chordata; Actinopteri; Siluriformes; Bagridae
Product: interferon-induced protein 44-like
Exons: 12
Coding region: 3722-4621 (299 amino acids)
Source: RefSeq, a predicted model, not a curated record